Saccoglossus kowalevskii is the source of this 801-nucleotide messenger RNA. RefSeq names its product TNF receptor-associated factor 2-like. Lineage: Eukaryota; Metazoa; Hemichordata; Enteropneusta; Harrimaniidae. The record is from RefSeq and is a predicted model, not a curated record.
AUGAAAGAGUGCCUGCAUUACCCUAUAAAAUGUCAGCAUUGUGGACUUGCAGAUCUUUCUCGGGAAAAGUUAAAACAACAUCAAGACCGAACUAGUGGAGACUGUCCAAUGAAAAUGAUACCAUGCCCGUUCAACGCCAUUGGAUGUAAAAUAGGGAUGCCAGCUAAAUAUAAGAAUGCACAUUUAAAAUCUGAAAUCCCUGAACAUCAGGAUUUGUUGCUGAAGGCGUAUGUAAAAGAAAAUGCAUCGGUUGUAGAAGUUAAAAAAGUGGUGCAGCAACUGUUAUUAAUGUGUGAAGCCCAGGACAGACGAAUUCAGUUGCUGGAGAUGACUUCCUACGAUGGUGUAUUGGUAUGGAAAAUUUCCGACUUCAAUCGCAAGAGAAACGCCGCCAUAUCUGGACGUACUACAUCUAUCUAUUCGCCUUGCUUCUUUACUAGUCGCCAAGGUUACAAGAUGUGUGCUCGAAUAUAUCUGAAUGGAGAUGGAAUGGGCAAAGGAAACCAUGUGUCCCUUUCCUUUGUCAUCAUGCGGGGAGAAUAUGAUCAGUUGCUAAGAUGGCCAUUCAGGCAAAAGGUGACUUUAAUGCUGCUUGACCAGAAUCACAGAGAGCAUGUUAUUGAUGCAUUCCGCCCUGAUCCGACUUCAAACAGCUUCAAGAAACCUACUGGUGACAUGAACAUCGCUAGUGGAUGUCCUCUGUUUAUGCCGCUUAGUCAGCUGAAUAGUAGUCGCCAUUCCUAUGUCAAAGAUGAUUGUAUGUUCAUAAAGAUUAUCGUGGAUACCGUAGAUAUAAAUUGA